GUCAAAAGUCUGAUGGGGGCAGAGGGAUGCGUGAUGUUUCAGUUGUAUGGUUUCUGCACGUGUGAAACGUAUUCUGUAGUGAUUCUCCUUGUCAAGCAUGAGAUAGGAGCGGUGUGGUAUGUGCUUGAUACAGCAGAAGACAUAUCCUGUGAACAAGGAAGAGCUGUCUUUUUGAGGCUGAGGAGGCAGGAAUGGUAGCUGCUUUGGGAUAGCGGGUGCAUAAAGGUCAGUUGUUUCACUGUAACUGCACAAGUAACAGGUUUUGAAACAGUGACCGGGGAAAUGGGGCAAAUUUACUGCGUGAGUAAGCGCAUGAGGUGGAACGGUAUGAAGUUGGCUGAGCAGAGAGAGGUCAGGUCACCGGUAUGAGGGAGUGAAUGGGAGCAGGUUGUUUGUAACGUGGAGUAAGUAGGCCAUGAGGGAGCAGCAGGAGGUCAGUUGAACAGAGUGGGAAUAGCAGUGGGAAGUCUUUUGUGAAGCUGAGCACGGAGUAACUGGUUGAUUGUGCGAAGCUGUGAAAGGUGGGAUAGACCUUCAGACUGGGGGUGGCAGUUCUAGAGGAGUUGUGCUGUUGUUUUAUUAAUCGAGAGUGGGGUGGGGGUGGUAACGAAUGGCUGAAAAUUGACAGCGAAGGGGAUGGGAACAGCAGUAUACACGGGGAGGAUGGCAGCGUGCGUGCAGCCUGUUACUUAAAGCAGAGAAUGACAUAGCAGGUAGCACAGGGUUUGAGGGUGGCAGGGCCAGACCAAAGGUCCGACAGUGCCCGUGUGGUGUCGUUAGAUAGGCGGGAAGGUCGGGUUUUCUUUUGACCUCUUACAGUAAAGCAGGGAGGUGAAGUCUGGGCUACGGCCAAGCCCCGCGCAGUCAGUCCGCAGGGAGCCGCGCGCAGUUCGUCGCUCGGGGCUGUGCUGUGCAGACGGGGCUGGCGGCCCUGACCCGCUGGGCUUCGGUGACCUGGUUCCCACAGCGGCCGCCGGGGCUGCCCGUGACGAGCGAGGCGGCUCGGAUCAGCCUGCAGCUCCCGCAGCCGGCCAGCUGCGAGGGGGAGGAGUUGCGCCAGCUCCUGCGAGGGCUCGCUGUCGCUCGGAGCGCGUUCCGGUACGACGUCCCCGCCGCGCCGCUGCCCCCGCGGUGCCCGAGGGGGCCGCUGCCAAGCCGAGGCGAGGCUGGCGGGCCGCGGGGCGAAGCCAAGCCCCGGAGCCCCCACAGGUGGAUGCUCGCGGGCGAGGAGCCAAGCAGAUGACGCUCCUCGGCACGGCUCUCCCGAUCCCCAGCGGCCGGCGGCCGCUGCCAGCCCCCGGUGAUUCAUGGCAGGGGACGUGGAAGGGUUUAGCUCCUCCAUCCAUGACACCAGUGUCUCUGCUGGAUUCAGAGCACUGUAUGAGGAGGGAUUGCUUCUUGAUGUCACACUUGUCAUUGAAGACCACCAAUUUCAGGCCCAUAAAGCACUGCUUGCCACCCAGAGUGAUUACUUCAGGAUUAUGUUCACAGCUGACAUGCGGGAACGAGAUCAGGACAAAAUCCAUUUGAAAGGUCUGACAGCUACAGGCUUCAGUCAUGUCCUCCAGUUCAUGUACUAUGGAACUAUUGAACUGAGUAUGAACACUGUUCAUGAAAUCCUUCAGGCUGCCAUGUAUGUCCAGCUUAUAGAGGUGGUAAAAUUUUGCUGCUCUUUUCUCUUAGCUAAGAUCUGCUUAGAAAACUGUGCAGAAAUUAUGAGACUUCUGGAUGAUUUUGGUGUAAACAUCGAAGGAGUCAGGGAAAAAUUGGACUCCUUUCUGCUAGAGAAUUUUGUGCCGCUCAUGUCCAGACCUGACUUCCUUUCAUAUCUGAGCUUCGAGAAGCUCAUGUCUUACUUGGAUAAUGACCAUCUGAGCAGGUUUCCAGAGAUAGAGCUGUAUGAAGCUGUUCAGGCCUGGCUGCGCCAUGAUAGAAGACGCUGGAGGCAUACGGACACCAUCAUUCAGAACAUCAGGUUUUGUUUGAUGACACCAUCCAGUGUUUUUGAGAAGGUAAAAACAUCAGAGUUUUAUCGAUACUCCCGGCAGCUGCGACAUGAGGUUGACCAAGCCAUGAAUUACUUUCAUAGCGUUCACCAACAGCCUUUGAUGGAAAUGAAAUCGAACAAAAUUCGUUCUGCCAAACCCCAGACUGCUGUAUUUAGAGGAAUGAUAGGACACAGUAUGGUAAACAGUAAAAUUCUUCUCUUGCACAAACCAAGGGUCUGGUGGGAACUCGAGGGUCCUCAAGUACCUUUACGACCAGACUGCCUUGCCAUUGUGAAUAACUUUGUGUUCCUAUUAGGUGGGGAAGAACUGGGGCCAGACGGUGAGUUUCAUGCUUCAUCCAAAGUGUUUAGAUAUGACCCAAGACAGAACACUUGGUUACGAAUGGCAGACAUGUCUGUCCCACGGUCUGAGUUUGCUGUUGGAGUUAUUGGGAGGUAUGUUUACGCAGUGGCUGGGAGAACCAGGGACGAAACGUUUUACUCAACCGAACGGUAUGAUAUUACUGAAGAUAAAUGGGAGUUUGUGGAUCCCUAUCCGGUCAAUAAGUACGGACAUGAAGGGACUGUGCUUGGUAACAAGCUGUAUAUCACUGGUGGAAUUACAUCAUCUUCAACCUCUAAGCAAGUGUGUGUAUUUGAUCCCAGUAAAGAAGGGACAGUAGAGCAGCGAACAAGGAGAACUCAAGUGGUCACUAAUUGUUGGGAGAACAAGUGCAAAAUGAAUUAUGCGAGAUGCUUUCACAAAAUGAUUUCUUAUAAUGGUAAGCUGUAUGUCUUUGGUGGUGUCUGCGUGAUUCUAAGGGCCUCCUUUGAAUCUCAAGGGUGUCCGUCUACAGAGGUUUACGACCCAGAUACUGAUCAGUGGACUAUACUGGCUUCUAUGCCGAUUGGUAGGAGUGGUCAUGGUGUAGCUGUUCUGGACAAGCAGAUAAUGGUUCUUGGAGGCCUUUGUUACAAUGGUCAUUACAGUGAUUCGAUUCUCACCUUUGAUCCAGAGGAAAACAAAUGGAAAGAAGAUGAAUACCCAAGGAUGCCAUGUAAGCUGGAUGGCUUACAAGUCUGCAGCUUGCACUUCCCUGAAUAUGUUUUGGAGCAUGUUAGACGUUGCAGCUAAAAACGAAUGAACAACCCAGUGAAAUUUGAAAAGCUGAACUCCUUUGUCAGAAAACACAAACCAGUUGAAUUCCUUCAGAGACAUUAGCUUGUCUGUAUGAACAACUGCUAAAUGCUUCAGAGAAACGGGAUGUACAGGGAGAGUACUUACCAAGUUUAUUAGAAAAGUCAAUAGUUGGUCUGAUAUUGUAAAAGCUUUGUUUUUUUUAACAAACAUAAUUGUAAGUAGGAGAAAGAAAAAUAUAUUUUUGGGUGUGUUUACUUUUUUUGAUAGCAUUUCAUGUCCAUAAUACAUUAUUUUUUUCUUCUAUGGCCAUGAUACCACACUGCUUCUGAAAUCAAUUGAAUUUAACAAAAUAUUUCUGGAUGGAAGAGAAAAAAGACUUUAUUCUCAUUUUUUAUUGAGCAUCAAAGUAAAACUCAUUAACUAUACUAGGGUACAACCAGGUUUAAAAGAAGAAAACUAAACCAUUUUUGUGUUUUAUGUUGUCUUUGGAUGCUUUUCCCAUUAAUUGCAAAGUAUUCUCAAAUCUGCUAGGCGUUUCUGUUUUCCCUUAAAUACUUUCAAGAAUAAUCCUGACCCCUUUGCAUGGCUUUUUUCCUGGUUUUGUAUAGUAGUACCAGUGAGUCUGCCAAAACGCAAUUUACACAUUUUCUACAAAAUUGAAAAUGGAACUUUUUUUUAUUCAAAACACUACUUCUGUGCUGCUUUCUGUUGUCUGCAUUGUGUUUGUUGGUGAGUAAGGUAUUUACACACACAUGCAUACACUGUAAAAAAAAAAAAAAAAAAAAAAACAAAAAAAACCACCAUCUUUUCAUGUGCAGCUAUAAUAUAUUUUAACUAGUGCACAGAGUCAGCCAUAUCUGUUGAAUUUAAGGUAUAGUAUUUUCCAUUCAUGAACUACAUAAUUCAGAGUUCUUAAGUAACUGGAGGCCUCAUCUGUUCUCUUCAAAUUCUCAUUAGCAUAUACUAUUGAUUCAGUAACUUCAAAAUCUUUACAUUGAUUCUACGUAAUGAACUGUUAAUAAUUUGUUAUUUUAUAAAUUAUUUUUUAAAAGUAAACAUAUCUUACCUGAGUUUCUUUUAUGUUUGAAUGUGCUGCCCAGUCAUCAUUUUUAUGAAAAUGGAAACUGUAAGUAAGCAAAUGCUCAUCAGCACGGCUUUGACCCACGGUUAUUUUUGGAACUGGAUGUACUAUAGUUUAUUCUCAGCAGUGACUUCGCUUGUACUCAUAUUGGAGUGGUAUAAUCUUUUAUUAUUAAUGAUUUUUUAAUUAUCAGCUGCGGUGAACUACUGUGUUUUAAAAAUGUGGAGCCUCGGUGGUUGGAUGGUUGGUACCAUUUAUGUUUCUUUUACAAAAAAACAACAAAACAACCUUCAAACCUAUAGCUACUGACCUCAGAGUGCCUGAACUGAGUGAGAUGUGUGGUCCAAGUGGGCUUUUAAAAACUCAUUGUGUUAACUUGCAGAUAUUCUAACACUGCAUUGGUAAGAAUUAUCUGCCAAGGCAUAAAUAAUAAUGAGUAAUUUAAUCCUCAUUUUCUUUAAUUAUAUGAAAGUAGUCACUUCUAGAAUCUGAAUGAGAAAUGUGUGGAAGUCAGAGGCUUAGUUCAGACAUCUAGGGGCAAAAUGCUGAAACGUGCACCUGCAUAUUUUGUAAAAUCUUAUGCUACUGUGUUUUUUCUUUAAGCAAGAGACUCUACUUCAUAUGCAGCAAUGCAAGUCCACUUUAUUCAGCAUCUUCCAGUCAGAAAUCACUGUAGAAAAGGAAUGUACUGUACUCAGGGAGUUCAAAAGAAUGCACUUACAGAGGGACCAAAAUCGCACAAAAUGUCCUGUGUUAAAAACAACACCUACUUGCCUAAACUAAAUUUGAAAUCAUCAAUAGAAGUUAAAGCAAUGUGUAAAACUCCUCAUCCAUAUAUUUAGCGAUAUCAUUGUAGCAAUUAUGUUGGUUUCAGGUUUGAGGAUCUGGAGCUACGUGACAAGUCAGCAGGAUCUUUUCCAUAACAAUGAUUUAUUGAUAGAGUAUUUCCUUUCCAUAAGUUUUAACAGAGAGAAUGUAUGCCAUCAUAGCUGUGGUGAUAAGUUGUCUGUGCCAGUAGUGACUGGACCAAAUAUUGAUAUUCAGCCUUCUGAUGCAGACUGAGGUUUGCAGUUAUAUUUAAUUCUUUACUGGGUAAGAAAUAUAGUUUAAUUAAUAGCUUAACUUAAAGCCAACUUGGUUUACACUAAAACCUCAGUUUCACUGUGAGACGUCUGCGUACAUCGCCCUGCGUGGGUGCAGAGAUACCUGAUUCCAGGAGGUGCUGGCUGUGUGCAAGUUCUGCUGUACCUAUCUCAUAGGAUGUUAGGGCACAAGAAAAAAAAUACUUGUUUCUUUUCUUUCUUUUUUUUGUUACUGUUCAUAUUCUUUUUGCUACCAGCUCGUUUCUUAAGUGUAUGGGGCAGCAAAAACCUAAUCCUGCUCAAGUAAGCUUUAAUGGGCAUUAUGGGUACGGCGUACUUUACCUGUCAGUCUGGGGAAUGGAUGUGGUUCUGGAAACCUGGUCUUCCAUGUUUCAGGUGUAGUAAAUGCACAUGGUUAAGACUCUAUU
Molecule: messenger RNA, 5719 nt
Organism: Cygnus olor (mute swan)
Lineage: Eukaryota; Metazoa; Chordata; Aves; Anseriformes; Anatidae
Gene: KLHL15
Product: kelch like family member 15
Exons: 3
Coding region: 1308-3122 (604 amino acids)
Biological process (GO): protein ubiquitination; nuclear protein quality control by the ubiquitin-proteasome system
Cellular component (GO): Cul3-RING ubiquitin ligase complex; nucleus
Molecular function (GO): protein binding
Source: RefSeq, a predicted model, not a curated record